Molecule: messenger RNA, 4776 nt
Organism: Vanessa tameamea
Lineage: Eukaryota; Metazoa; Arthropoda; Insecta; Lepidoptera; Nymphalidae
Gene: Ih
Product: I[[h]] channel
Exons: 12
Coding region: 795-3143 (782 amino acids)
Biological process (GO): regulation of membrane depolarization; sodium ion transmembrane transport; potassium ion transmembrane transport
Cellular component (GO): HCN channel complex; membrane
Molecular function (GO): voltage-gated potassium channel activity
Source: RefSeq, a predicted model, not a curated record
GCCUCACGCCCCGGAGGGGCUGCACGUGUCCUCGAUCCCGCUCGCGACUUAUGUAACCAUCCGCACGGUGAGUCCGCAGCCUCCGAGCCCCUUCCACCCUCGCUCGCCUCCAUCGACCCCGCGACGCGACCCACGCGCGCUAAUCCACAACGUCGCGAAUCGCGAGCGUUCGCGGAACCGGCCGAUUCAUAUCGACUGAUAAGCUCACCUCCGACCCUCACGUUGUGCAAUAACCGUCAGCUGUGAGGUGACAUAAUCGAUGCAGUAAGCACCGGUGCUCGAUACGACAUACAGCGGAUAUAACGAUUUAAUUAGAUUUUAAAAUUAUAUAAAUCAACAAAUAAAGCGCCUUCAAUUAACCCUAAAAUAUCGUGAUAGGUAGAUUAAGUAAUAAUUACAAUAAGUGAACACAAGUGCCAAGUCGCGUUGUUCGGUGUGCCGCGCGUGUAUCUGUGAAUGCAUUUAGUGAGACAGUCAACAACUGUGACGUUUAUGGGAGCUAAUAAUCGGACUGUUUAUACAUUAUUAUCUAACAUUUGAAGGAUAGGUAUUUCGUGAACAGUCGGUGGUAUUCGGCCAGACUGUGCCCGGUCGGCAAGAUUGAGGUGGUGGCCGGGUGCGGGUGGGGUAGGCGCGCGCGCGUGCGGCCUCUGCACGCGCUGAGCCGCGCGGCCGGCAUGUUGGCAUCGCAGCGCUCGCAGUCGUGCAACGAGGAAGGCGCGUUCUUCGGUGCGCGCGCGCUGCGCCGGCCGCGCGGCAAGGGCAGCGGCAGUCCGCCCUGCUAGGGGUACGCCAUGUCGCUGCGCAGCCUACACCGGAGGCUCUCCUCCGCCAACAACACAUGCGAAGAUGGUGGAGGCGGCGCGGCGACAGGCACGGGCGGGCGUGCGGCGUCGCUGCGACUUGCGAACGGGCGGGUCGCAGCGCAGUCGGCGGAGCAGCUGCCGCACUCGCCCGCGGACUGCAACUCCGUGCGAAUUUCCAUCGACAACACCAACACUUGCUGCACCGACUCGCUCGUCACAGCGCUCGAUGACGAGACCCUACUGCUUGGCGACGCCGAUAUGUCGCUGAAGCAGGGCAGCGGCACCGGCAAGGUCCACUUUGGUGGUUUGGACGAUGUGUCCCUGUACGGCACACCCGUGGAGCCCGCGCCCCCGGCCCCCGACGCCAAGCAGGGUUUCCUGCGCAAUCAGCUGCAGGCCCUCUUCCAACCUACCGACAACAAAUUAGCCAUGAAGCUCUUCGGUUCCAAAAAGGCUCUCAUGAAGGAGCGCAUCAGGCAGAAGGCGGCAGGACAUUGGGUCAUCCAUCCGUGCAGUAGUUUUAGGUUCUACUGGGAUCUAUGUAUGUUAUUGUUACUGGUGGCCAACCUCAUAAUUCUUCCCGUCGCCAUCUCCUUCUUCAACGACGACCUUAGCACUCGAUGGAUAGCGUUUAAUUGUCUAUCGGACACCAUAUUUCUUAUAGAUAUCGUUGUUAAUUUUAGAACAGGAAUAAUGCAGCAAGAUAAUGCAGAACAAGUGAUAUUAGAUCCAAAGUUAAUAGCGAAGCACUAUUUGAGGACAUGGUUCUUCCUUGACCUCAUCUCUAGUAUACCACUAGAUUACAUAUUCCUUAUCUUCAAUCAGGUAAACGAUUUUAGUGAAAGCUUUCAAAUUCUUCACGCCGGUCGUGCCCUAAGGAUACUACGGUUAGCAAAACUUUUAUCGCUGGUUCGACUGCUCAGACUUUCCAGGCUCGUCCGAUAUGUAUCACAAUGGGAGGAAGUAUAUAUCUUGCAGAAUCUUCAAAAAAAGCGCACGGAAAGGAGGGGACGACUCAGCUCCGACGUUGCAAAAAAGAAGGGUGACACCAAAAGCAAUCUGAUCUUUAAGUUCCUCAAUAUGGCAUCGGUGUUCAUGCGGAUAUUUAACCUGAUCUGCAUGAUGUUGUUGAUCGGGCACUGGUCUGGAUGCCUACAAUUUCUCGUUCCAAUGCUGCAAGGAUUUCCCCCUAACUCUUGGGUUGCAAUAAAUGAAUUACAGGAAGCCUUCUGGCUCGAGCAGUACUCUUGGGCACUCUUUAAGGCUAUGUCUCACAUGCUGUGCAUUGGGUAUGGCCGGUUUCCUCCGCAGUCCCUUACAGAUAUGUGGCUCACGAUGCUUUCUAUGAUCUCCGGUGCGACUUGUUACGCUCUUUUCCUCGGUCAUGCCACAAAUCUUAUUCAGAGUCUCGACUCAUCACGCAGACAAUAUCGUGAAAAGGUGAAGCAAGUUGAGGAGUAUAUGGCUUAUAGAAAGCUACCUCGCGAGAUGCGUCAACGCAUCACAGAGUAUUUUGAGCACCGGUAUCAGGGAAAAUUCUUCGACGAGGAAUUGAUUUUAGGCGAAUUAAGCGAAAAAUUGCGAGAAGACGUUAUCAAUUACAAUUGUCGAUCGCUUGUUGCUUCGGUGCCAUUUUUCGCUAAUGCUGACUCCAAUUUUGUGUCAGACGUAGUCACCAAAUUGCGUUAUGAAGUCUUCCAGCCGGGUGACAUUAUCAUAAAAGAGGGUACCAUCGGAAAUAAAAUGUACUUUAUUCAAGAAGGCAUCGUCGAUAUUGUGAUGGCAAAUGGCGAAGUUGCGACCAGUCUCUCUGAUGGAUCGUACUUCGGCGAAAUCUGCCUACUGACCAAUGCCCGGCGAGUUGCUUCCGUCCGCGCCGAAACUUAUUGUAAUCUUUUCUCUUUAUCUGUGGACCAUUUCAACGCAGUACUCGAUCAGUAUCCUUUGAUGCGGCGCACCAUGGAGAGUGUUGCUGCAGAACGGCUGAACAAGAUCGGUAAAAAUCCUAACCUGGUUGCGCAUCGAGAGGAUGACACAACGUCAGAAGGGAACACGAUCAAUGCGGUCGUGAACGCGCUAGCAGCGGAAGCAGAGCACGUGAGCCUAUCGGACGAUAGCGUGGCGCGGCUAUCUGAGCGGUCACUAGGGCUAGCGCUACAGCCGCUGCAGGCAGCGUCAUGCCGUAUGGCGGGUGUGGCUCUACCAGGACUGGGCGUGGCGGCGGCAUUGCCGCGUCCCAAGUCCGAGCACGACUUCAGCUCGGCGCAGGCGCAACAGCCGCCGUUGGCGAGCGCCGCGGCCGCAUUCCACAAGUCGGACGCGGGGAUCGCCCCCUGACGCCGCACGCUGUGCUAGGCCGCGGCCGGGGCCGUGGCGUGUGCCGACCGAUAGCAAUACUAGGCUUAGUGCGAGCGCGCGCGGCGCCUCGCUAGUUGUAGCGUAGACACGAGUAUUAUAGCUGCGACUUCGCCGGGCGCGCGCCCACCGCGCCCGCUGAAUCUCAUUUUGUGAUCUUAUACUUAAUUCUCCUGUGUUAUAAUUUAGGUUAAAUUUUAUAUCAUUGACGCUGUGAGGAAAUGAAUACGCGACGUAUUCCGAUGUAUAGAUAUACCUGUUAUAUAUUGAGAAUGAAACUAUUGAGUCUUUAUAGAGAUACCUUGCCAUUAAAGAAAAAUAAUUAUAUAGACUAGACUGAAAUGUAAAGAUAUCAUAUUUUAUGCUUUGUUGGCGUACGAAAUAGGACUUUAUUGUUGACGGAUGCGAUGCAAUCGUUCUCGUAAAUACGAACGAUAUUGAUAAUUUAUAAUUAUCUCGAUAGUGACGAUAGCGAGGAUUUAUAAAAUAUUAAUUGUUGAUAAUUAUAUAAACUUCGGAGAGUAGAAAGAUAUAGAACCGUUGCGUAGCUGCGCGUUGCCUACGCCGCCUCAGAGCCGAUGGAACGGAUAAGUUAGUGCCAUAAUACUAGCGCGCAGCUCACAACGCGCGGUGUGCGCGCACCGCGCUCUGCACCGGCGACGCACAACACGAUGAACUUCACAAUUCCAUAGCACACGGACGCUUUCUUAAUUUUAAAUUUAAAUAGACUAACGACGGAUAUCAAACGUACCGUUGGUCUCGGUUUCCUAAGUAGAGGUGAAUCAGUAGAGCUUCGAAUCGUUUCUUUAUGUAAAUAUUGUAAUAUUAUCGAGGAUUCGCCUUAGCGUGAUUUGUUUUAUAGAAGUGAUAAGGAGACGCUCGUACGAGCGAUCCAGUCAAUUAUCGCGUGAGCGCGACGCGAGACGUCUCGAUUAUCGAUGCACUACAACACUUCGUACCUUGAUUUAAUUGUAGGUCAAAAUAAUUUAUUAUCGAUAGUGAUCAUUUUGUAGGAGUAAGUAGGCAGAAGCGAUAACGAAUUCGGACGAAUUACGUUUUGUGAUAGAGCAGCAGAGGGCUGCGAGCGCGCUGCCUCGCCGCCGGCUCGGCGAUACUCAAUACAUACAGACGACGUAGAAGUAGCCACAUGCAUGGAUAAUGCUUACACUUCUUUCUAACUUGAGACUUUGUUUCAGUUCUAUAUUUAGCGAUUUUUUUCUGGCAACAGUUAUUGCGAUUAGUGACUAUGCAAGCGCUUCACGAACUUUUGAAAUUUCGUAGCAAUAAAUAGUUGAUCGCAACGAGUAACAUAUCCUACGAUUAGAGUAGAGUAGUCGUUGAGCCGACCGCCGCCGGCGCCGCAUCUUUGGCACGUUUUCAUCGUUGACUAAUUCUUAUAGUGUCAUGACAAUUUGUAAAGAAAAUUUUGCAAAUGUUGACUUUUUAGCCAAAAUAAUUAUAGUUAAUGAAUGACGAACCAAUACGCAGUAGCUUACUUGUAGAUGAAUGCAGCCUAGUUCUCAGUUUUGGCGACUAACACCAAUAGAUACUUUGUACUCGUAAGAUAUUUAUACAAUUGACCUUAACAGAGUGACAUCUGUCAAUUUAUCUACAA